Molecule: messenger RNA, 485 nt
Organism: Arvicanthis niloticus (Nile rat)
Lineage: Eukaryota; Metazoa; Chordata; Mammalia; Rodentia; Muridae
Gene: Rpl36a
Product: ribosomal protein L36a
Biological process (GO): translation
Cellular component (GO): ribosome
Molecular function (GO): structural constituent of ribosome
Source: RefSeq, a predicted model, not a curated record
GUGCACCCAGGCACCUCCUAUAAACUUCCGUUGCUGCUCGCGCCUCUCUCUUUCUGACCUGAUAGCGCUCCUGUAAACAUGGUGAACGUCCCUAAGACCCGCCGGACAUUCUGCAAGAAAUGUGGGAAGCACCAACCCCACAAGGUGACCCAGUACAAGAAGGGCAAGGAUUCUUUGUAUGCCCAGGGAAAGCGGCGUUAUGACAGGAAACAGAGUGGCUAUGGUGGGCAGACUAAGCCUAUUUUCCGCAAAAAGGCUAAAACUACAAAGAAGAUCGUGCUGCGACUGGAGUGCGUGGAGUCCAACUGCAGAUCCAAGAGGAUGCUGGCGAUUAAGAGGUGCAAGCAUUUUGAACUGGGAGGUGACAAGAAGAGAAAGGGCCAAGUGAUCCAGUUCUGAGCUGAUUUUUGUUAUGAAGACAAUAAAAUCGUGACCUUUUACCCUCUUUGGGGAGGGAAUAAUAAAUUAAAGCUUUCAGAAAUUGA